Messenger RNA from Prunus mume (Japanese apricot), 673 nucleotides. Its product is annotated as methylsterol monooxygenase 1-1-like. Gene Ontology annotation, biological process: lipid biosynthetic process. Gene Ontology annotation, molecular function: oxidoreductase activity; iron ion binding. The record is from RefSeq and is a predicted model, not a curated record. NCBI's taxonomy places the organism in Eukaryota, Viridiplantae, Streptophyta, Magnoliopsida, Rosales, Rosaceae.
AUGUUGUUGCAGUGGAUGGGGAUUCGGACGAGUUUGCCAUUACCAUCCUUAUCGGAAGUAUUUUGGCAAAUACUGGUGUAUUUUAUUAUAGAGGAUUUUUCAAAUUAUUGGAUCCACCGGAUGCUCCAUACAAAUUGGGCCUACAAAAAGAUCCAUCGGGUCCACCACGAAUACACUGCUCCAAUUGGGCUUGCAGCACCGUAUUCCCAUUGGGCUGAGACUUUGAUUCUGGGCAUUCCAUCAUUUCUCGGCCCAGCAUUGGUUCCGGGGCAUGUUGUCACGUUCUGGUUGUGGUUCAUUUUGCGGCAAUUGGAGUCCAUUGAGACUCAUAGCGGGUACUUGUUGCCUUGGACACCAACAAAAUACAUCCCAUUUUAUGGUGGUGCAGAGUUCCACGACUACCACCACUUUGUUGGGGAGCAUAGUAAAAGCAACUUUGCAUCGAUUUUCACUUAUUGUGAUUACAUCUAUGGAACCAAUAAGGGAUAUCGAUCUCACAAGCAAGUCCUUGAGAAGGCAAAAAGUCUCUAAGACCCUUCUGCAUCAAAGUGAUUGUAAUUCUGUUUGUAAAAUAAAUGUUGGUGGUAUUUUGCCAUGAAACUUUUUACAUAUUAUAAGCUACAACAGUGGAGAUGUAACCUAUAUUUUAUAUCAAUAAAGCAUCUCUUUCUCU